This is a messenger RNA of Meleagris gallopavo (turkey), 3635 nucleotides long. It is a transcript of the gene PKN3, whose product is annotated as protein kinase N3. NCBI's taxonomy places the organism in Eukaryota, Metazoa, Chordata, Aves, Galliformes, Phasianidae. Gene Ontology annotation, biological process: protein phosphorylation; signal transduction. Gene Ontology annotation, molecular function: protein serine/threonine kinase activity; small GTPase binding; ATP binding. The record is from RefSeq and is a predicted model, not a curated record.
CUUCCCAGCCCCGGACCCCGCGAGAGGGCGCUGGCGGGGCCGCGCCGCUUCCCGGGAAGGCUGAAGUUUGAAAAAGUGCCGGUCGUUGGCGGCGUAGCACGGAAUGAUGGCGGCGGGGAGCCCGCAGGGCAGCUGCCUCUUGCAGCUGGGCAAUGGUGUGAACUUAAUGGAUCCAAGCUUCCAGCAAAAACUGGAGGGUGAAAAGGAACUACUUCGUCGUGCUAUACAGAAAGAACUGAAAAUUAAAGAGGGAGCAGAAAACCUGCGUAAAGCAACAACAGACAGAAAAAAUCUUGCUCAUAUAGAGCACGUGCUGAAAUCCUCCAACCGCAAACUGGAACAACUUCAUUGGGAACUUCAGGAGCUGAAUGCGAGGAUUGUAAUAACUGACAAGGAGGACAGCAAGACAGUUUGUGCAGAUGGAUCUUUAUCUCCUGACCCUUGCCUCUGGGAAAGAAACCCAGAUCCCCUGGCAAGGAAGGUUGAAGCUCUGAAAAAGCAGCUGCAUGUUGAAAUGAAAGUCAAGCAAGGAGCUGAGAAUAUGAUCCAGAUGUAUUCAAGUGCAACAUCCAAGGAGCGGAAGCUGCUGGCUACAGCUAAGCAGAUGCUUCAGGAUAGUAAGACAAAGAUUGAAAUUAUCCGCAUGCACAUCGUGAAGGUAUCUCAGUCAGCAGGAGGGAUGGAAGAUACGGUGGAUCCAGCAGUGAGGCUGGGAGCCACCAUCAGUGCUGUGGAGCUGCGCAUUGAGGAGCUGAGGCAUCGUCUACGCAUUGAAGCUGCUGUCGCUGAGGGGGCAAAAAAUGUGCUGAAGAUCCUAGGAGGGAGUCGUGUACAAGAUCGCAAAUUUUUGGCUGAGGCUCAGGGUCGUUUGCAAGAGUCCUCCCAGAAGAUUGACCUGCUGCGCUUGUCCUUGGAACGUCAGCUUAGUGGGCUUUCUCCAGAUCACCCAAAACGAGCACUCAUCAAGCAGGAAUUAGUAAAUACCUCUUCCCUGGGAGCUCAGCAUGGCAUUAUCCAACCCACUUCAGUCAUCAAACCUACAGCCCUUACAGGAACGUUGGAAGUGAGACUGAUGGGAUGUCAGGAUUUACUGGAAAAUGUUCCCGGCCGUUCCCGAAUGGCUGGUUCUUCUCCCAUCUGCGGCAGCCCAGGCGACUUGAAGUCCUUUUCCCUAACAAGAGUUGGCCUGGGUAUCCAUGGCCGUAGUGUUGCAGGAAAGUACCUGCGAAAUGAAGAGCUGUGUAAUGAAGUCCUUGCUGUGCUCAAAGUGGACAAUAAAGUCGUUGGCCAAACAAACUGGGGACCAGUAAAUAACCAGGCAUGGGACCAGAGCUUUGUCAUUGAGCUAGACAGGUCUCGUGAACUCGAAAUUUCAAUUUAUUGGAGAGACUGGAGAGAACUGUGUGCAGUGAAGUUCUUACGUUUGGAUGAUUUCCUUGAUAAUGAACGCCAUGGGAUGUGCCUCUUGCUUGAACCCCAAGGAAUGCUUUUUGCAGAGGUGAUGUUCUGUAAUCCUGUCAUUGAGAGAAAGCCAAAACUGCAGCGACAGAAACGUAUUUUCCCCAAACAGAAAGGGAAAGAAUUUCUCCGAGCUCCUCAAAUGAACAUCAGUGUUGCUGCUUGGGGUCGCCUGAUGAUGAGCUUCCUCCCUCCAUGUAGUUCCAUUAGCACUCUGAGUCCCCCACUUCAUGAUUCCAUGCAUGCGGAUUUCUCUCCAGUUCCCCUACAAAAUCAUGUUAACUCAAUAACCAAGCUGAGUAGUGACUUUCCUGAGGCAAAGCUUACAUAUGGUGAUGAAGCACCACCCAAGCCUCCACGUCUCUUUCUGAUGGCCAAGUCCAAAGAACCAACACCAUCUCCUGCAGAUUCUCCGUGUCUGAAGAGGCUGCAUGUAGAGGAGAAGACUUGCAGCUCUGCUUUAACAGAAUUUGCAAUCCAGGCAUCUCCAAGGAAAGGGGCAGUUCAUCUUGAGGAUUUUCACUGCAUUGCCAUGCUGGGACGCGGCCAUUUUGGGAAGGUACUGUUGGCCCAAUACAAAGCAACUGGGAAGCUGUAUGCUAUCAAAGCCUUGAAGAAAAAAGAUAUCAUUAGGAGAGAUGAAAUUGAUAGCUUGAACUGUGAGAAGCGAAUAUUUGAGGUGGUCAAUUCUUCUGAUCAUCCAUUUCUUGUGAACAUGUUUGCUUGUUUCCAAACGCCUCAUCAUGCUUGUUUUGUGAUGGAAUACACUCCAGGAGGUGAUCUUAUGAUGCGCAUACAUGAAGAUGUUUUUCCAGAGCGUACAGCACAGUUUUACACAGCCUGCGUAGUCUUGGGACUCCAAUUUCUGCAUGAGAAGAAAAUUGUUUAUAGGGACCUGAAAUUGGAUAAUCUGCUUUUAGAUGCUGAAGGAUUUGUGAAGAUUGCAGAUUUUGGACUGUGUAAGGAAGGAAUAGGUUUUGGAGACCGCACAAACACCUUCUGUGGUACUCCUGAAUUUCUGGCUCCAGAAGUCCUCACAGACAUCUCAUACACUCGGGCAGUAGACUGGUGGGGACUGGGUGUGCUCAUUUAUGAGAUGCUUGUUGGUGAGUCGCCAUUUCCUGGAGAUGAUGAGGAAGAAGUCUUUGAUAGCAUUGUCAAUGAUGAAGUCCAGUAUCCACGAUUCCUUUCAUCAGAGGCACUUUCUAUUAUCCGUAAGCUUCUUCGAAAGUGUCCAGAGCGUAGACUGGGAGCAGGGGAAAAAGAUGCAGAAGAGGUUAAAAUCCAGCCUUUUUUUAAGGAAAUGGAUUGGGAUGCUUUGUAUGCCAAGACUCUGAAGCCCCCUUUUGUGCCCACUCUAAAAGAUCCAACAGACAUUAGCAACUUUGAUGAAGAGUUUACAUCACAGAAGCCAAUUCUGACUCCUCCAGAGGAAGUUGCUCUCCUAAGCCGUAAGGAGCAGGCUGUCUUCAAGGACUUUGACUUUGUCUCCAAACACCUUUUGUAUGCUUGAUUCCUGUGCUUAAGAAACACGAACAAAUAAAUUGUUACCAUCUUGAGAGGGCUUAGAGAGGACUUGGCAUGGGCAAUGGAAAAGUCAACAAACUUCAUAGAAUGGGUAGUGGUGAAGUGCUCUGCAAGCUGUUACUCUGCUGUGUUUUUUUCAGCCUUGCUUGCUGGAGGAAUACUGGAUGUGAAUUACCUUUGAGAAGUUCACUUUUGACUAGAUGUGUCUUCUGCUGCCACUGAAUAUAUAUAUAUAUAUAGUAAUUUGGAAUUUAAUCUGAAUUUAAUUUAAUGAUUUAAUGUGUCAUCUCUGCCUCCCAGGUUACUCUUUACAAAGAGCCAAAGGAAUGCAGCUCUUUUGGGUUACAUCAUACCAGGGAGAAUGGGCACUUCUCUCCUGUUUUCUAGAAGAGAGAUGCAGUGCUCCUUCUUUGUAAUGAUUUUAUUCCUGUUCCCACUCACGUGUAUGCCAGAGAAGGAAUGGAUUUUAACACAACUGAGAUAAUGAUGUUUGAGUUUGGUAAUGAUCCAAGUGAUGUUGGAUCUUAAGUAAAAACAAAACAAAACUCUUUAUACUUCUUUCAGGAUGUGAAAUCUUAGCUAUGGAUUUUAAUAAUAUAAAGAAGCCACCAUUUUGCACAUGCUUUCUUUUCCUUUUUUUUUUGAAAAUA